AUGAGCGAUGCAAUACCGCCAGAAGUUGUUGAACAAUUGCGGAGGUUUCACGAAGCACUAACAAUUCUAGAAGACACUUACCAGAAGCAUUUUUCGAAUUCUCUAGAAGCGAACACGCAGAGGCCACCGCUAGAAAAAUUAGAAAUUGAUUUGAUGUCCGUGUUCGUGAUUAAUUCACUAUACUGGAUGCUUCUAUGUACACAUGGACAGAAACCAAAGGAUAACGAGCUUCUGCAAAAUGAAAUUAACCGAACGAAGGAAUAUAUGGGACGGUUAAGACAGCUUGAAGAACGAAAAACAGCACCUUGUUUGAAUCAGCGGGCGGCGAGAAGCUUUGUGCGAAAUGCUUUGUGGGAACCGAAGCAGCAGCAGCGGUCAAACGCACCCAAUCAUUUUUAUAAGAGAGAUGAACAAUUUGAAAAUGGUGAUAAUUGUUCGAUUUUGCUGGAAGAGGCUGAAAUUGACGAGGAUCAGAUGGAGGAAGAUGAGACCCUUGUAAAUUCACCUCCAGUGAAAAGUGUUACGAAACGAUCACCUCGAGAAGCGAAUAUUAUGAUGGUAGGAGGUAUUCCUCCUAAGAAGAAACGGUUGUAA
This is a messenger RNA of Cercopithifilaria johnstoni, 594 nucleotides long. The record is from the annotation of a GenBank genome assembly. Lineage: Eukaryota; Metazoa; Nematoda; Chromadorea; Rhabditida; Onchocercidae.